GUACCACGAAGAUGGAGCUGGAGCGAUGGCGCCACAGCGAGCGAUGAACAUGACGUUCCAAAACUUCGUCAACAAGACACGGCUAACUCAAGGAAUGAUCAACUUCUGCGUGAUCGUAUACAUGGACGAUAUCCUUGUCUACUCGGAAACCUAUCACGGACAUGCACAACACAUUGAGUGGACGGUGGCAGCGCUGAGAGACGCUGGAUUCAAGCUCACACUCGAAAAAAGCGAAUUUUUCCUCUUGGAAAUUUCGUUCCUGCGUUACGUCAUGACACGUGGAGGAUUGCGGCCUGACUCGAGAAAGGUCGCGGCGGUGAGAGAAGCUCCAGUUCCCACGUCGCUGACACAGGUUCUAGCCUUCUUGGGAUUGGUAUCGUACUAUCGCCAUUUCAUCAGAGGCUUCGCCGCGAUUGCACAACCACUAACGAACCUAUUACGAAAGGACCAGCCUCUCAGUUGGGAUGCGGAGUGUGAGCAGGCCUUUGCGACCCUCAAGGAUGCUCUGGCGAUGACACCUAUUUUGAUCCAACCGGAACCCUCGAAACAGUUCAUUCUUAUCACUGACUGGCAACCGGAAGCUAUUUCCGCUAUUUUUGCGCAGAAGGGGAACGAUGGUCGCGAACACGUCAUCGAGUACGCGUCGCGAACGGUGCCAGACGAACAGAGGAACGACUCAGCACCCCAAGGCGAAUGCUAUCCGCUCACAGUCCCUCUUCUCGAUCCUGGACAGUGGAGACUCUGGCGCGAGCACUUCGUCGAGUUGUCGGUGUGCCUGGUCAGGGUACGAAUCACGUGGGCAAGGGACGAAGACCAUCGCGAGUGGAGCGAGUACUUGGAGUGGUUGAUUAUCCACGUCUGGAGAACGAACGUGGAGGGCGAUCUUCUUGGAUUCCUGUUCGGAUCGGUGCAGCCCAGCCAUCGCCAGCCAAUCGUACAAGAGCUCAUAGUCCCACUCGCGCAACUAGCAGACGAUCUUCCCCUGGAGAUCGUCUCACAAAGUGACGAGAACCCGGUCCCGCACGUUCUCACGCAAACCUUGGCGCCAUAUCUUCAGUGGUCCAUGUGCCUGGAGGAUGCGGGAAACGACCGCAACCCACCAUCGCAGCGGGAUUAUCUGAGCCCACGAGAGAUCAUCGACCCCGCUUACUUCCGGGAUCGAACGACCACUGAGGACGAGGCGAUAGCGGCAGAAGAAGAAGCAGCAGCAGCAGCAGAAGAAGAAGAAGAAGAAGAAGAGGAGGUUGACGAGGAAGAAACUCCCGAAGAGGGGAGUUACAGUGAGCACAGCGAAGGGGAGCAAAGUGAGGAGGAGGAGGAGGAGGAAGAACAAGACGACGAGGAGGAAGAACAAGACGACGAGGAGGAAGUAGAACAAGGUGACGCAGAAGAAGAAGAAGAUCAGGUGGAGCUAGAAGAGUCGGAGUGGGAAGGAUUCGAGGAGGAAGUGCAUGACAAGGCUCGGGCGCAGGCCCAAGCACAGAAGAGGGAAGAGAUCGCGGCCGGGAAGCAACAGUUGGAAUUCCCCAGCGUAGCUGGUCAGCCGUGCACCGACGAUCCGGCCCGAGAUCCGGAGCCACCUAAGCCCAAGGAUGGAGACCCAGCUGCCGAGACUUCGGCCGCACUGGCAAGACGGCGACGAAGCCUAUCCCCCUCCCCCUCCACCACCGACCGUCCACCAGUUCGAGUCCGUACAGAUGGGGGGCAUCGGGCUUCGUCCCCGGUCGUUAUCCCGCCGUCCCCUUGACCAUCUCACCCUCCGCCAGGCUACUACCCGCGCUGUCUUCCCCUGCAAUCCCUUUCCCUUCG
Molecule: messenger RNA, 1809 nt
Organism: Chara braunii
Lineage: Eukaryota; Viridiplantae; Streptophyta; Charophyceae; Charales; Characeae
Source: the annotation of a GenBank genome assembly